AUGGCUGUCCCAACUGGUGCUCAGCUAAUCGCCCGGACGCUGCGCGAUCUAGGCGUCACCGUUAUCUUCGGCAUUGUUGGCAUCCCCGUGGUGGAGAUUGCCGAAGAAGCCAUCGAUUUGGGCAUCCGCUUCGUUGCCUUCCGCAAUGAGCAAGCAUGCAGCUACGCAGCGAGCGUCUAUGGGUACAUGACAGGCCGGCCAGGCGUCUGUCUUGUCGUAGGAGGGCCGGGUGUUCUCCAUGCCAUGGCUGGGAUUGGUAACUCAGCGGCCAACAACUUCCCUCUCCUUGUUCUCGCCGGCUCCGCAGAGACAUCAGGCGUCUCCAAGGGCGCCUUCCAAGAAAUGGACGCUAUCUCCUUCCUCACCCCGCACACCAAGUUCGCGGUGCGCCCACCGUCGCUCGACUAUGUCGCCGGUGCCGUCCAAAAUGCUUACAGAACGUGCUGGUACGGCCGUCCCGGACCGACUUUCGUCGACCUGCCCGCCGACCUCAUCCAGGGCAAAUCGACGCCUGGCUUUCGGUUACCGGAGCCGGAAACUCUACUUGUCCCUGCGCCCCCCAAGGCCAGUGGGGACCCUGCGUCAAUCUUGAAGGCUGCUCAGCUGCUCAGAUCCGCGCGCUCACCACUGCUGAUCAUCGGCAAGGGAGCUGCGUAUGCACGGGCGGAGGGUGCGAUCCGCCGCCUGGUCGAGCAGACGCAGGUCCCAUUCCUGCCGACGCCGAUGGGGAAGGGCGUGGUGCCCGAUUCGCAUCCUCUGAAUGUGUCCAGUGCGCGGAGCGCGGCGCUGAAGCACGCGGACGUGGUGUUGGUUCUUGGGGCGCGGCUGAAUUGGAUCUUGCAUUUCGGUGAGCCGCCGAAGUGGUCGCCCACAGCGAAGAUCAUCCAGGUCGAUAUCUCUGCGGAGGAGAUUGGCCGGAAUGCCGGAACGGCGGAGCUCGGGAUCAUCGGGGACAUUGAUUUGGUUGUGCAGCAGCUGCUGACCAGCCUCUCGAACUGGCGGUAUGCUUCCUCUGCGGUUCCGAGCCAGUACCUCACUCUGCUGGCGGAGUCGGCGAAGAAGAACGAGGCCAAGGCUCAGAAGGCUGCGAUGCUUCCUACACCGAAGAAUUCGCCCUUGACGUAUCAGCGGGCUUUCCAUAUCAUCAAGUCUACGCUAAACUCAUUGACACCCUUCGAAGAAGGAAAUGUGGUGUAUGUGUCGGAGGGCGCCAAUACCAUGGAUAUCUCGCGCUCUGUCUUCCCACUUAAUCAUCCCCGCCAGCGUCUGGACGCUGGCACGUAUGCCACGAUGGGUGUGGGCAUGGGCUACAUCAUUGCCGCUCACGAGGCGUUCAACGCUUCUCCAGCCUCCACGGCAAAACCUAAGAAGAUUGUGGCGCUCGAAGGCGAUAGCGCAUUUGGCUUCAGUGCUAUGGAGAUCGAGACUAUGGCGCGGUACCGUAUCCCCGCGCUCAUCUUCGUUGUGAACAACUCCGGCAUCUACCACGGCGAUAGCGCUUCCGAGAGUUCAUGGAAACAGCUGCAGGCUCAGACGGCGACCAACGACACCAAAUCGGACGGCCAGGACGAUCAUAAGAAAGGCCUGCGCUCAACCAGUCUCUUGUAUGAGACUCGGUAUGAGCAGUUAGGUCCCAUGUGCGGUGGCAAGGGAUACUUUGUCCGUACGGAGGAGGAACUAGAGACUGCGACGCGGGAGGGGUUCCUGAGCGAUACAGUUACGGUUGUCAAUGUCAUUGUGGAACCGGGCAUUGGGCAGAAAAUCGGGUUUGCCUGGCAGGGGAAUGCCCAUGAGGGUCAGGCCAAACUGUAA
This is a messenger RNA of Aspergillus clavatus NRRL 1, 1812 nucleotides long. Its product is annotated as indolepyruvate decarboxylase family protein. The record is from RefSeq and is a predicted model, not a curated record. Gene Ontology annotation, molecular function: thiamine pyrophosphate binding; catalytic activity; magnesium ion binding. Gene Ontology annotation, cellular component: peroxisome. Gene Ontology annotation, biological process: fatty acid alpha-oxidation. Bases 1 to 1812 code for a protein of 603 amino acids. Lineage: Eukaryota; Fungi; Ascomycota; Eurotiomycetes; Eurotiales; Aspergillaceae. The transcript has 2 exons.